GUACGAAAGAAAAUGCCAAAUUCGAGUGGCGUACGUCUGAAAUAUUGACCAUAGUAAGCACCGUGUGUUAGGACUUGGAUUUUUUACAAGUAGCGAAUUUGAGUUGGUUUCCAGCUUGAUAAACGUUGGAGAGUAUGUCUUCUAUUGCAAGAAGUAGCACAGGUGUACAAUAUGCUGGUUAUUUACGAAGUUGGGAUGGGGGAGUUACGAAGAAAUACUGGUGUGUGAUACGGGAUGGCCACUUCCUUGUUUACCCAAGUCAUACCAACGAACCAAUAGAAACUGACGAAGGAACGUUUGGUGUUGAAGACCGGCCUGUAUAUAAGUUUCCAAUUCAAGAUCUCAUAAUAUCUGCAUCCGUUACACAAAUAGGCAAUAAUGGGCAACAAGACUGCGUGCUCGAACUCAGCAGCUCCAGAAGUGACGAGAAAAUCAACCUACACACUACCCACGUGUUGGCGCUACAGCGCUGGGUGGAUGCGGUCAAAAAAGCGAGUUACCAAGGGAUUGACGCAUCUUUUGACUCACCGGCGGGCCAACCUUUACCACCGGCUCUCGAUUUUAAUAAUUCCUACCCUGGCGCAAACCUACACGGUCUUGGGCCAAGUCACCAUCUGCAACAAUUCAGGAAACCGAUUAAAAGCAACAUACAGAGAACAGAUGUAUCCGAGAAAGCAAUAGCGGAAAGCAGUUGGCCAGAGGUUAACGCCAACUACAAGUAUUCCAAUCCUUUAAACACAUCGCUACUUUUUAGCAAGUUAUCCAGUAAAGAGGCUGCAAAAUAUAUCAGAUCUUCAAGUUGGAACCAACCGCGAGAUGGCGUCAACACUCCACAAUCUUCAUCAGGUAUUUCCACCCCAGCUUCAAUAAGAAGCAGCGCUUAUAAAGAUUCAGCUGAUGAGUCUUCCGUUUCAUCGUCUGUGGCAUCUUCUCCAGUAGUGACCAAACCCCAAAGAGACAUAUUUAACUCUGAUUCACGAAGAAUAUUUCCGAAACAUGAGAACCAGGGAUCUUCCGCCGUGUCUUCACUUGGUAAGAAAAACAAGCCAAGAUCACCGAUGUUUUACACCGGUGAAAAAGACAUCAGUGCAUUAAAAUCUACUCCGGGUAUGAGGCAUGUUAAGAAACGAAGUAAUGCAACAACAUUGAAGCGUCACACAGUUUCAUCUAUUCCUGGUUUUGCUGACAGCUCCUUGUCGACAAACUCAAAGGAGAAGAUCUUGGCAUCGAAUGACGUCAUUCUUCCGGUAGAGGCAGUACCCGGACCAACACGUCAUACGAUAGCACCGAUAUCCCAUCUCGAUCAACAAAUACAAAUCCGUAGUAAAGUACAUCGACAACGUACCCACUCACCGGUUAUAGAAACCACCAACGACGAGCAGUUAGACAGCGACAGUUCCCUAGAAUCCCCGGAAGAGACCGCAAGCUUAGACGGCGAAAGAUUGCCACCAGACGAAGACAUACGAUCGAGUGUGCCAACGGCUCAAACCACAAGCAACCUUCCACCGCAUACGGAACAGCGAAAUAGUUCCACACACGUCAAAAUUACAACAAGUGAAUUAGAAACGACUCCUACUGUUGAAAACGUAGCAUUUGAAGGUAUUCCCAGUCCCGUGCACAAAUUGAAACGACGUCUUUUGGAAAACAGCAGAGCGCCCGGUGACUCCGAAUCGAAAUCUACUGCAAACGGAGACUUCGGAAUAUCUCGGAACCGAUCGGGAAGUUUCGGAUCCCGACUCCUCCGAAGAGCGAAGAGUGCAGUUGGGAAGAGAAACAAGUCGUUUGAAUCGGAGGACAAGAAUACAUCUUCAAUGAAGAGUCCAAACUCCGAUCCUUUACCGGCGUGUGAGAAUAACACAAGUGAUGUUGAGAAAAACGUCAAUAACCGCGCUUCGGUAAACGGCACUCGGGUGUCGAAACCACGCAUUCUUAUGGAAGGGCCGCUGUAUAGAACUAAAAUCAUGAAGUGGCAGAAGUAUUGGGCUGUGUUAGACAGCAACAAAACACUGUCGUUUUACAAAAACGAGGAACAACUGCACUCGUCCGACCCCGCGACCCACACUGUUGCGUUAGCGUCUGGUUGCGAAGUGAUCAAUAUUUCUCAAGCGAAAAACAACAACAUAUUUACGCUGUUGCCUCUGCAAAGCAAAACCCACGUAGUCGAUCAAGGAAAAUCGAUUGAUGCGCCAGUUGCGAGCAAACCUGUUCAGCUGAUGUGCAAAUCCACCCAGGAGUUUGUGCACUGGAUGAAAGCAUUCGUGCAAGUGAACACAACCACCACACAUUCUUUAGCUGAAAACAGAUCACUCGUUAAAUUAAAGGCAAGGAACUUUACAAAAACUAUAGAAAAUGACACAUCUUCGGAUAGCGAACUUCUUGGUGCCCCCAAACCACAUGCGUUGACAUUAAACUCAAAAUCACAGUCAGCCAUUCAGGCUUCUAUCCCACUGCGUGUGAAUGAAAGCGAACUGUUUAAAUUUAACACCAAUCACAAAAACGCCUCGGAUUUUGGCUUAGGAGAGCACAAGGCUGCGAAUAUUGACGGCAAACAUGAAGUCAAGUGCGAAGUGGUUCGAAGUAAUCCAGUUCCCGAGAUCGAAUCACGAACUACGUCAAAGGACGUUGUUGGAUCAGGAAGCUUUGAUCGUGAAGAGCUACAUUUAGAAUACAUUGAUGCCGACGAUGUGGGAUGUGGUGUGAUUUCAACAAGUGGAGAAGUUGAUACAUUCCACACACCUGAGCCGGCUACAUACGAAGGGGAUUGUGAAUUACUUCAAAGGGAAAUGAAUACAACAGUAUUUUCAUCACACCUGUUAAAAGAUACUUUACAAGUGAAAGCGGAUGUAAAAGCUUCCGAUGUUUGUAAAAAGAAACGUUUAGGCAACCGGUUGUUAUUGGCAGAUACAAACAAGACAACUUCCACCUGCCGCAUAGAUGCCUCUGAACUUGCCGGUAGUUCAAACAGUCCAACUAUUGAUGGCGGUCCUGAAAGCUCAAGCCAUGCAUCGAACAAUGGACUCGCGCAGGAACAAUGGGCUUGCGCUGGCAUCAAGACGCUCGAGGUGCAACCGCGCGAAAUAUCGGCAAAUACAAACAAGUCUCUAUCAGGAUUCGAAGCGUGCCGCUCUAGAACCGAAGCUACUGAUAGCGCGUCGCUUGCAGUACCACGCAGAGGGGGAGUCGAGCCGCUCAAGCUUAUCUCCCGCCGAGUUGGAGAAAGCGACGAAGGCUGCAGUGGACAAACAAUCGCAGUCGGCGGCCGCUCAAGUAACGAUAAGAGAAUUCUCUCACAUCGCCUGCCUUCUUCUCUCGCGUCGUCUGUACAAAAACCACUGCCCAGCCGCCUGAACAGCAUCUUCCCUUCUAGUUCCAGUGGAAGCAGUUCGGACCAACAAUGGUCUCGCACCAUUGAAGCAUGCAAUAGCGUCAGCGACGUUAAGCUGUUCGAGGAUCUUAGUUCAUCCGCAGACGACUGUAGCGAGAAAUCAUUUAACAAAGAAUGCAGUUCCGGCGUCCAAAGCCCUAAAUCGCAAACUGCGUAUAUAACAGUCAAGAAUAAUUUAGAUAGCAACAUUCCAGCAACAGGCGUUCAUACCCAAGACAUAAAUAAAGAAACAAAGUUUCAAUCGUUCGGUAUUGCUUCUUCAGAUAUAUCUGUGUUACAAAAAUUGACUGUUACUUCUGAUAAGUUCGAGCCAGCAUUUUUAAAUCUACGCCGAUCGAAAUCAGAAGGGAAUAUACUUGAACCGACAUCUCUCAACCCAAGAUACAGAAUGCGAACCAUUAAGUCCGCUUUACCCGAGCUUACUCGGAUUGACUUCAUUGAGAUUUACGGGAUUUCUCCAAGCAAAGGCAACCGCAGUGCCACAAGCAGCACAAAGGACCAUUCACAAUCCCUCAGCGACCACGACAGCGAAUCGGAUUAUCUUGCCCGUUCAUCGGUCAGUGGCAUUAGUGGCAACAAGGACAUUUCUGACGAUGGUUACAGAAGCAGUGGUAACACCAAUGAUAAUGUUGCGCCUUCUAAACAGAGCAAAGAAUCUUCAGUUAGCGAGGAAUCUACGAAAGAAGAAAAGCGAUCUUCGAACUGGUUCAGCACCUUCCGCCGUAGCAUCAAAAGUAACGAUGACGAAAAAUCUAAAAUCGGCAAAGCGGCCACUGUGUUGAAGAUACCAGCGAGCCGACUCUCAUCAGCCAGCCAUCGCGGCUACGUUGACCGUAGAAACAAAAAGAAACAGUGGGAGAGGUUCUGGUGCGUGCUUCAAGACUCCUGCCUUUACUGCUACAACUCACCCCAAUCAGAUGUCACCCGUGACGUAGUCUUGCUCCGUGGUUAUGACGUCAUUGCCGACGUCACAAAUAUGAAUCGAUCCCGUUUUGUUUUCCGACUUGAGCAGCAGGGCGCCCAGACAUUGUAUUUCGGUUCCGACAAUCAUGAAGAAUUUCUCUUGUGGGUUGGUACUCUUGAGAAAGACACACGAUGCGUGACAACUCCAAACAGCAGAAUGGAAACGGAAAACCGAACCGCUUCCACAUCCCCUACACAUUCUGACGUUACUCCAGUGGAAUCUUACAACAGUCGAUCAAGUUAUAAGAGAACUGCUUCGAAAGACGAGCUCGAACAAGAGCUGGUUGAAAUGCAGAAACAUAAACUUCUUAAAGAAAUCGUCGCCCAGCAACAACAACUUAUCGAGGAACAUCGACUUCUGGAAGGAAAAGUUUCCGAAAAUUCCUCUGUCAACGAAAUGUCACUUCCCCGACGUACGUCACGACGCAAUGACGUCAUCGAUAAGUUUGAGCGUGUUCGAAGCGAGGAAGAAACAAAGAUGACGAAGUUUAUGACUCUGCUCAACCGACGUCGCAAUUCUGCACAACUCAAAGUCGACCAGUUGUCCCGGGAAAUCGCACCAAAAUCUGGCAAAAAACGACGACAAAACCACCAAAACUUCGCCGCAUACGAAGCAAAACUUAACGAAAUGAAGCAACGACUCGCAGAAAUCGACGAAGAGAUCCAUGAACAGCAAGCCCAGAAACAAAGCGUGAUGGAAAAGUUACAAGAACGUCAGGACCUUGAGCUUCUUGUCGCUGAACAGCAAGAAAGCCUCGCUAUCAUGCGACGACACCAGAACGACGAAUUCCCCUUUACCGUCCAACGUCGCCGAAAAGCACCUCGUGAAGCUCUUACCUCGAUUGAAGAACUAUCUAGCAUUUCAGAUUGCUGUUCCUCCUCUUCUGACUCGAUGAACGAGGCUCCUGCCCGUCUCCCACACGCAAUGUCCACUCCCCGAUGCAAACGUACAAAGCAGUCAGUCUCCUUCGAUUCAGUCCCUUCAGAAGAAUUCUACCAAUGUGAAGAUGAUGCAGAACCAAUGAGUGCCAGCAGUCUUGAUGGCGUCAUAGCUUCGUCAUCAAUGUCGUCAUCAGUGUCAUCCCUUACCGUGUCCCGGGAUUCACUGAACGCCAACAAUCCUUUGGAGUCGAAAAAAUCCGAAGAAAUUGACCCGUCAGUAAUGGCAGGCAUUGAGAUGUUUGAAGAAUUCACCAAAUUGAAAUUGGGCAAGCAGCGAGAAUAAAAUCUGCAUUUCUCCCGAAUUCUUCCCAACCUAUUAUUAUUAUUGCGCUUGUGUUCUGCCUUCUUAUGCUUGUUCCUACGUUCAACGUGCUUCUUUUUAAGCCGCUUGCAGUUAUUUCUCGUUUCUAUUACUGUUUCAUAUACUUACUACCGUUUUAGAAAUACAUGGUUGAUUUAUAACUUGAGAA
This is a messenger RNA of Ciona intestinalis (vase tunicate), 5760 nucleotides long. The record is from RefSeq and is a predicted model, not a curated record. NCBI's taxonomy places the organism in Eukaryota, Metazoa, Chordata, Ascidiacea, Phlebobranchia, Cionidae.